CUCGAAGGGUUGUUUUGAACCCGCUUCUUCGAAAGAAUAAGCAAAUAUUACUGUCUUACCUAUACAACUUGAUUUCAUAAUUUUUUAUCGUUCUCUAAAACUUCGUCAUUUUACGAAAUAUCUAAUUUUACCACGAUUUUUAUUGAAACUUUUACUUAUUACUUUACAGUUAUAAACAUGGAUAACUUCACUCCUUUCAAUGGACAGCCGCCGUCCAACGGCUCCGGAUCCCAAGGUGAUGGUGGUUCGCAAGGCGGCAUGCCUCCAAUGCCACCUAACGGACAGGGCGGCGGUGAUAAUGCCGGUAGCUUCCAGGGUGGCGACGCCUCCCGCCAGACUCUCUGGAUGGGUGAACUUGCCGGUUGGAUGGACGAGCAGUUCAUCCGCUCGAUUUUCCUGUCCAGCAUGAACGAGAAUGUCCAGGUGAAGAUCAUCCGCGACCGCCACUCCGGUAACGCCGGCUAUUGUUUCGUGGAGUUUUCCACCCCUGAGGCUGCUGCAAAGGCCCUGCAGCUCAAUGGAUCUCCAGUUCCUAACACCGAUCGUGUCUUCCGCUUGAACUGGGCUUCUGGUGGUGGACUAGUCGAUCGUCGUGACGAUCGCAGUCCGGAGUAUUCCAUUUUCGUCGGCGAUCUCGGUCAUGAAGUCAAUGAAUUUGUCCUGGUUGCUCUUUUUCAGGCACGCUUCCCGUCGUGCAAGUCUGCCAAGAUUAUGACCGACCAGCAGACUGGUCAAUCUCGCGGCUACGGCUUCGUACGUUUCAGCAACGAACAAGACCAGCAACGUGCUCUCGUAGAGAUGCAAGGUGUUUACUGCGGCAAUAGACCCAUGCGAGGUGGCCAAUUUCAGCAAUUCGGCGGUCAGCAGAUGAUGCCACCCGCCGCCGUUCCCCCACAGGGCAUGGGCGCCCCGUGGAUGCAGCAACAGCAACAACAACCACAGGCCUUCGGUGGCUACCAACAACAGCAGCCUGGUGGAGCUGGUUUCAACCCAAUGGUGAUGAACCAAUUCACCGACCCGAAUAACACCACCGUCUUCGUUGGUGGUCUCUCUGGCUACGUAACUGAGGAUGAGCUCCGUUCAUUCUUCCAGGGCUUCGGCGAAAUCACCUAUGUCAAGAUUCCUCCUGGCAAGGGUUGCGGGUUCGUGCAAUUUGUGCACAGACACGCUGCCGAGAUGGCUAUCAAUCAAAUGCAGGGCUACCCUAUCGGUAACUCUCGCGUCCGUCUCUCCUGGGGCCGCUCGCAGAACAACUCUGGUUAAAUGCUUUCUCGCAUCGCAUUCCGGCGUCCAGCGUUC
Messenger RNA from Truncatella angustata, 1299 nucleotides. RefSeq lists its product as uncharacterized. The record is from RefSeq and is a predicted model, not a curated record. Lineage: Eukaryota; Fungi; Ascomycota; Sordariomycetes; Amphisphaeriales; Sporocadaceae. Bases 178 to 1263 code for a protein of 361 amino acids. Gene Ontology annotation, cellular component: cytosol. The transcript has 5 exons. Gene Ontology annotation, molecular function: mRNA binding. Gene Ontology annotation, biological process: mRNA splice site recognition.